UAUACAUGAAUUGCUUAACAAAUCUCACAUAAACUAACAAAACUUCUCUUAGGAGACAAGGAAUCUAUCUAAACUGGGUAAUCUCUUUGACGUACUAAGAGAUCCUAACUAGAAACCCUUUGUGAGACCCUAAGCUAAUGACUUGAAUUAAGGGAAAGGUAUUGCUUAAGCAGCCUUUCCCAAACUAAACCUUCCUUGUCUCCAAAUGCAAUAUCUAUCUAUAUAUUAGUUGACGGUACUAUCCAAAAUUUCAAGAUACGAUUCUGAACAAACUGUAGCGUUAUGAACGAUACCAGGGAGCAACGAGCAAAACCUGUACCAAUGGCAGCUGUGGUGGAUCAAUGGAAGGAAACAGAGCUAAGCAAAUCAAGAAACAAGUACGAGAAGCUAAGUGAGAAGAUUGUGUCAUGGGAAGAUAAGAAGAGGAAAAAGGCAAAGAGAAAGCUUCAUAGAACAGAGAGAGCUGUAGAGAAAACAAAGUUGAAGGCGGUCCAGAGGUUCACGGACGAAAAUGAACGUAUUGAGAUCAUCGUUGCAAGUGCAAGAGCACAUGCAUAUGAGAGUCGAAUGAAAGAAGAGUUGAAGGUUAAGGAGAAAGCAAACCUCAUGAGAACAACUGGUAGGAAACCCUCUGCAUGCCUCUGAAUCCUGCAAAGUUGCAGGAAAUGUAAAACCGAACAUUCUUUAACCGCUGAUCACUAUUGUCCAACAUGUAAAAUGCAGACACAAAUACAUAAGGUGUUUUAAUCUAUUAGAGUAUAAGAGAGAGAUAACACA
Messenger RNA from Arabidopsis lyrata subsp. lyrata, 777 nucleotides. RefSeq lists its product as uncharacterized. Lineage: Eukaryota; Viridiplantae; Streptophyta; Magnoliopsida; Brassicales; Brassicaceae. The transcript is spliced from 3 exons. The record is from RefSeq and is a predicted model, not a curated record. The coding region runs from base 283 to 645 and encodes 120 amino acids.